Molecule: messenger RNA, 762 nt
Organism: Alternaria atra
Lineage: Eukaryota; Fungi; Ascomycota; Dothideomycetes; Pleosporales; Pleosporaceae
Exons: 2
Coding region: 1-762 (253 amino acids)
Source: RefSeq, a predicted model, not a curated record
AUGGCGCCAACAAAAUACAUCGAUCGCCCCGUGCCAACCAUCUCCCUUCGCGACUUUGACUCUCGAAUCGACCUGAUUACACAGGAACUUGUCGACGCUGCAGAGAAUCAUGGGUUCUUCUGUAUCGUAGAUCACGGCAUAGCACGCGAUGCUGUCGAUGGCAUCUUCAAUCAGUCAGCACGCUUCUUCAACCAACCCGACCCCGUAAAAUCGCAAGUACCUUUCUCUCCCCAGCACAAUGCUGGAUGGGAGAAGAACGCGCAAAUCCGGCCGUCAACUGGUGCAGUCGACCGCAAAGAGUCUUAUCAAAUGCAGUUUGGCGAGGGCAUGAACGGUCGAUGGCUGGAUGAUGAUAUCUUGCCUGGCUUUCAGGCGGAGGCCCUGGCAUUCAUGCACAAAGUACAGGCAGUCAGCGAAAAGCUCAUGAAGUGCUUCGCUCGAGGUUUGGACUUCGAGGACGACUACUUCAUCAAAGCACAUGAUGUUAGCAGGCCAGAGUCUCAGACUGUAUGCCGAUUACUGCACUAUUUCGAAACCCCGCGAUUACCGAAUCCCACAGGAGAAGUGCAUCACAGAGCGGGUGCGCAUGCUGACUGGGAUUUCCUGACUCUGCUGUUCCAAAAGGCAGGGCAGUCUGGCCUUGAGAUCUGUCCAGGGCGGGAAGUAUCGACUUCCUUUGGUUACGGAGACGCAUGGACGAAGGUCGAGCCGGACGCCGACAAAAACGCGAUUGGUAUGUGGAAUGUGUUGAUACCUGCCUGA